AACAUAGUGCAACCAAUUAUGGUGUACACAUGCAAAAUACAAUGCAGCAAAUAAUUAAUGAGUAUCGACUUGCAUUGGCAACUGGCGCGAACACUUCUAUUGCAACAACGAGAAAGUCGACGUCGUCGUUCCAGAGCGGCAUCCAGUGAAUCAUGUUCAAUGUGACCACAGGGAGACUGUUUUACAUAUUGGAGCUAGCCGGGACGUUCACGUGCACUUGGCCGGUCGACGUGAACAGUAGUAAAAGUAGAAUUCUCAUACGAAAUAUACGAUGGUCGUUCGCGAUGCUCAACGUGACUUUAUUACUAACAUCGCUGGUGCUGGCCGUUUAUCAUUUCCGAGAGGACACGACCACGGUCAUGAAAACCGCCUCUGAGAUGACUGCCCUUCUAGAAGUGUUCCUAGACCUGAUCUUUUGCAAACUGAAGAGCGCGCAGCUGCAGGUAUUGAUAACGAGAAUCCGAGGGUUUGUAGAAGUCGCGAACGAGGACGAGAGCAGAGUUCUGCAGGGAUACGUCGACAGAUACAAAAUGUUCUUUUCUGUGACCGCGAUGGGGUACAUAUCCACCGCGGUUUCGUUUGGCUUCGUGCCGCUGUUCUCGACGCAGGAUCUACCGGCAGACGGAUGGAUACCCUUCGCCACGGAACCGCUCGUCCUCUAUUUAGUCAUCUACGUGCACCAGGUUUACUGCAUCUGCACGGCGGCGUUAUGCAUCUUCGUCGAUUUCACGAUCGCCCUUCUGUUCAGCUUCCCCGCGGCUAGACUGGACAUCCUCGGGACGAAACUUCGCCACGUGGACAGCUACCGCAUGCUAAUUAGCUGCGUCAAAGAACAUCAGGAAAUAAUUGGAUUCGUGGAGGAUACUAAAGCCAUCGUGGAGGCAUUAUUAUUUAAAACGAAUGUCACGAUGGGAAGUGCUGUAAUAUGCGGCGCUUUCCAGCUGGUUAACAAUCAGUCGCUGGCUGUGAAGAGUCAAUUUGUUCCUAUGGUCGUAUCGGGCUGUGCACAUCUCUACGUCAUCGCUUGGCCGGCUGAUGACUUAAAAGAGAGCUGUAAAAAUUACUCGAGUGAAGAAUAUUCCUUCUUUCAAUGUAUACACUUUAUCAGUGAGACGUUUCCAGAGUGUACGAUUUUUAAACUCGAUCGCCGACGUCCGAUGGCUGGGAAAACAACGCGAAAUGGGCAGCGCACUGAUAAUCAUGAUCCAGAGGAGCCAGAAGAUGUUCCUCAUCCGAAUGAGUAGUUUACUUCCAGCCCUCACGUUGGAGUAUUACGCAAACUUCUUAACUACGGUCUCCUCCUAUUUCAUGGCGAUGCGAACUAUGAUCGAAUCGUAACGAGCAA
Molecule: messenger RNA, 1345 nt
Organism: Ceratina calcarata
Lineage: Eukaryota; Metazoa; Arthropoda; Insecta; Hymenoptera; Apidae
Product: odorant receptor 4-like
Exons: 6
Coding region: 153-1244 (363 amino acids)
Biological process (GO): detection of chemical stimulus involved in sensory perception of smell; sensory perception of smell
Cellular component (GO): plasma membrane
Molecular function (GO): olfactory receptor activity; odorant binding
Source: RefSeq, a predicted model, not a curated record